Anopheles cruzii is the source of this 929-nucleotide messenger RNA. It is a transcript of the gene Pym, whose product is annotated as partner of Y14 and mago. NCBI's taxonomy places the organism in Eukaryota, Metazoa, Arthropoda, Insecta, Diptera, Culicidae. The record is from RefSeq and is a predicted model, not a curated record. Gene Ontology annotation, cellular component: cytoplasm; exon-exon junction complex. The coding region runs from base 1 to 786 and encodes 261 amino acids. Gene Ontology annotation, molecular function: RNA binding. The transcript is spliced from 2 exons. Gene Ontology annotation, biological process: exon-exon junction complex disassembly.
AUGACUACCUACAGAACCGAUAGUCAAGGAAAAUUCAUUCCUGCUUCACAGCGUCCGGAUGGUACGUGGCGGAAGCCAAGGCGAGUGCGCGACGGCUACGUGCCACAAGAGGAAGUGCCCCUGUAUGAAAGCAAAGGUAAACAGUUUGCCCAGAAGCCGGUUCUGCCGCCCGGCUUGUCACUAGAGGUGGUGCAGAAAGCGAAAGAGAAGCGUGAACGUGAACGACUUCGUCAGCAGCGUGAAGAAUUGCGCAAAGCUCAACAGCCAAGCGCUAUUGUCGUGGACGAAGGCGAGAAACAGAAAUCUAUCGUAGCUACUAGCGGUGGGAAGGGUCGCUGUAAAAAGACACCUGAACUGCCCGAUAUUCUGCUAGAUGAGCGGCCUGCGGCCACCAUCAGUGUUGUGCAACACAAACCGAAACAUUCUAAAUCGGUUGUACAUCCUCCAUCCCAGCAAAAGGCACCAGAGCCAAAAACGAUUACCCUUACGGCUAUUGCGGAUGAAGAACUUGCUGCAGCGUUAGCAAUGGGCGUACAUAUUACUAAUAACCACCAACCGCCUGCGUUGACGGGAGCAGAGCAACCGCAGCCCGAACUGGUGAAAAAGAUGCGCAAAUUGCGAAAGAAGAUACGCGAAAUUGAAGCGAUCGAGGAGAGGCUCCGGACAAAUGAUGGCCCACGACCAGAUAAGGACCAGUUGGAGAAAGUAAAACGAAAAGCGGAGAUAUUACGAGAGAUGGAUGCGCUGGAAGCGCAACCGCCGUCGCUAGACGGGACUGCCAUGUGAUGUCGAAAAUAGUACGUGGAAGCUCGCCGAGAGCAACUAACUAGAUCAUUAGUCGCUUAGUAGUUCGUUUCACCUUGAUCGUUGCCCCCCCCUUACUGGGCACGACCGCUACCAGUGGUACAAAUACACGACCGCGAUGGUCU